GGCCGCAGAUUCACAACGUGGCGAAAGGCUAAAAUCCAUGAGAGCUUUCUUCACUUGCAGCAGCUCCUCGUGGGAUAUAUAUACUCCAGGUGUUGUACCAUAAUCUUCUGAUCUAUCGGGAAAAGCUCCAAUCUGAGUCUUAGCAAUGGCGAAAUUAAUCCAUAGCCUCGUCUCUUUGAUUCUUAUCGGCCUCGUCGCGAUCGCUUCCGCCGCUGUUAUCUUCGAGGAGCGCUUUGAUGGUGCAAUCGUUGUUAGUUUUGCGGUUAGAGCUGACGAUGGAUGGGAGAACAGAUGGGUUAAAUCUGAGUGGAAGAAAGAUGACAACACUGCUGGGGAGUGGAAUCACACUUCGGGAAAUUGGUCUGGUGAUGCUAACGACAAAGGUAUCCAGACCAGUGAGGACUACAGAUUCUACGCCAUUUCAGCUGAGUUCCCAGAAUUCAGCAACAAGGACAAAACCUUAGUCUUCCAAUUCUCAGUCAAGCACGAGCAAAAGCUUGACUGUGGUGGUGGCUACAUGAAGCUGCUCAGUGGUGAUGUUGACCAGAAGAAAUUUGGUGGAGACACCCCAUACAGCAUCAUGUUUGGUCCCGAUAUCUGUGGCUACAGCACGAAGAAAGUGCAUGCUAUCCUUACCUACAACGAAGCCAACCACCUGAUCAAGAAGGAUGUUCCGUGUGAAACUGACCAGCUCACCCAUGUAUACACAUUCAUCCUACGCCCAGAUGCUACUUACAGCAUUCUCAUUGACAAUGUUGAGAAGCAAACUGGUAGCGUGUACUCUGACUGGGAUCUUCUCCCACCCAAGAAGAUCAAGGACCCCAGCGCCAAGAAGCCGGAGGACUGGGACGAGCAAGAGUACAUUUCUGACCCUGAAGACAAGAAACCUGACGGAUACGAUGACAUCCCAAAGGAGAUCCCAGAUACCGAUGCAACGAAGCCUGAGGACUGGGAUGAAGAAGAAGAUGGUGAGUGGACUGCCCCGACCAUUCCCAACCCUGAUUACAUGGGUGAAUGGAAGCCCAAGCAAAUUAAGAACCCCAACUACAAGGGCAAGUGGGAGGCUCCAAUGAUUGACAACCCUGACUUCAAGGAUGACCCAGAGCUCUAUGUCUUCCCCAAGCUGAAGUAUGUUGGAAUCGAAUUAUGGCAGGUGAAAUCAGGAUCAUUGUUCGACAAUGUCUUGAUCUGUGAUGACCCAGACUACGCCAUGAAGCUGGCAGAUGAAACAUGGGGAAAGCUCAAGGAUGCGGAGAAAGCAGCUUUCGAUGAGAUUGAGAAGAAGAAAGAGGAAGAGGAAUCCAAGGACGCUCCUGCGGAAUCUGCUGACUCUGAUGCCGAAGAUGAAGCAGAGGACGAUGAGGGAGAUGAAUCUGAUACUGAAUCUAAGACCGAUGCCAAAUCAGAAGAAGUAAGCGAGGAGACCUCAGAGAAAGACGCCACCGCUCAUGAUGAGCUGUAAGCGAAAGGAGGUUGAAGGUUGAAGGCCAAAGUUUUUGAGUCUCUUUAUGUUUUAUCCUUUCUUCUGAAGUUUUUAGCAGCAUCUAGUUUGUUGGAAUUAGAACAAGUUUUUUUAGCAAGAUUAAAAAAGUGGCUGAUGUGUGGGACUGGUGGAUACGACAAUGGUAUAACGGUUUUUAGACUGAAGAAAGAAAACCAUCAACACAUUUUGCACUUAUAUCUUUUUCUCUGGUAACCAAAGCCAACCAAAAAUUGGAUUGUAGUGUAUAUUAUUUACUUCACUGUUCCACCCUUUGAGAA
Molecule: messenger RNA, 1761 nt
Organism: Thlaspi arvense
Lineage: Eukaryota; Viridiplantae; Streptophyta; Magnoliopsida; Brassicales; Brassicaceae
Source: the annotation of a GenBank genome assembly